This is a messenger RNA of Metopolophium dirhodum (rose-grain aphid), 2329 nucleotides long. RefSeq names its product ring canal kelch homolog. Gene Ontology annotation, molecular function: protein binding. Lineage: Eukaryota; Metazoa; Arthropoda; Insecta; Hemiptera; Aphididae. Bases 353 to 2146 code for a protein of 597 amino acids. The record is from RefSeq and is a predicted model, not a curated record. The transcript has 10 exons.
AAAAUUGGAAACUGAAAAUGUCCGUUAACAGUUCAAAACAAUAUUUUUUUCCGGCGCUUUUGAAAACCAUUGGGAAUAUUAAAUUUUGACCUCCCGAAUGCACUAUAGAUUCACUUUCCCAUCGAACAAGAUACCUACUAUGAAGAAAAUCGAAGCAAUUUCCUGCCCAAUUUUGUUUUUGAUGUUCAAUACAUUUUGAAUAUAAUAUGAUGAUAAAAAUGUGAAUUUUGAUAUUACUUUUUAUUUCACAGAGAACUUUUAACAAUUGGUAUCGAUAAUUUUAAUUGAUUUCGAAAUUGAUAGUAAGACCAGAUUUUAGUCUUAAGUCGUCUUCCUAGUGCCGAACUUAGUAAUGCAAAAUACAAAGCAAAUUCCGGAAACCAGUAAAUGUGCAACAAAAAUAUACGAAUGUAAAAAAUUGUCGAAUGCGAAAAUAUUGAAAGUAUUAGAAUCCUUACGCAAAGAUGAGGAGUUUGAUAUUGAACUAAAAACAGAUGAUGGUAGAGUUAUUUUCGCCCAUAAAGUGGUUUUAUCAUCGGCUAGUCCAUAUUUCCACGCAAUGUUCACAAAUUUUUCAGAAAAGAAUCAAGAUUUUGUUGUUAUCAGAAACAUAGAUUAUCUAGCCUUACAGCUCUUAGUUGACUUUAUUUAUUUUGGGAAAAUAAUGGUCACUGAAAAAAAUGUACAGGUUUUGUUACCAGCAGCGAAUUUCUUGCAGUUAAUAGAAGUAAAAGAUACGUGUUGUGAUUUUUUAGAGGAACAACUGCGCAUUACAAAUUGUAUUGGUACAUAUGUGUUAGCUGAUUUACAUAGCUGUAAUAAAUUGUUAACAAUAUCAGAAUCAUAUAUUCAACAACACUUUUCAGACGUGGUAGAUGCAGACCAAUUCCUAUCCUUAUCCCCCGAACAUGUAGCCAAUUUGAUCUCCAGUGAUGAACUUAUAGUUCUAUCUGAAAACAUAGUAUUUGAAUGUGUUAUUCGAUGGGUAAAACAUGAUUUGGUUUCCAGAAAAAGUAUUUUACCCCAUUUAUUGGAAUAUGUACGUUUACCAUUAACAUCAUUAAAUUACAUAAUGAAAAAUGCGGUGGAGGAGCCUCUUCUUAAAAAUUGUCCUAAUUGUAAGAAUUACGUAAAUGAGGCAUUAUAUUUUCAUUCACUUAAGCCGGAUGACCCUAUUCCACAAAACAUCCGGACCAAACCUAGACUGGGCGAUAAAGUUAUUUUUGUGGUUGGUGCACUUGGGAUCUUAGAAGGACAUGUUAUUACAGAAUGGUACGACCCAAAAAUCAACCGAUGGCAGUCUUUUACAACAAUUAUGACACCACAUUUUCUUGGUAGUCUAGCUGUAGUAAAAGACAAUUUUGUGUUUGCUGUGGGUCGUAUUGGUUAUAGUCUUGAUUUACCUUGUCAAUCUGUUAAUGUGCUAGAUGUAUCUUCAGAAUCACCUCAUUGGAAACCAACCACUAACAUGUUAGUCAAACGCCGAAAUUUAGGAGUUGGUGUGAUAAAUGAUUAUAUAUAUGCCGUUGGUGGUUUUGAUGGAAACAGUUCUGUAAAUAGUGCAGAAGCUUUUGACUGCAGAACUCAAACAUGGCGUAUGAUAUCUAGUAUGUGUACUAGAAGAGAUAGUGUUGUGCUUGGAGUACUGAAUAAUCUUUUAUAUGCGGUUGGAGGUCAAAUAAUUCAAUAUAAAGAUCAAUAUAAUUCGUCAAUUCAGUAUUUGAAGUCGGUUGAAUGUUACUAUCCCAGUAUCGAUACAUGGAAACCAGUCGCAGAAAUGUGUGUACCACGCAUUGCUGCUGGUGUAGGAGUCUUAGAUGGUAUACUGUAUGUUGUAGGCGGUUAUGAUGGAACAAAUACUCACAGGAGUGCUGAAGCAUACCAACCAAGUACUGGAGUUUGGACUACUAUUCCGGACAUGCAUUUUUGUCGAUAUUAUCCAGUUGCAGGAGUAACUGUAUUAAAUGGAUUAUUGUAUGUGGUCGGUGGUUGCGACAAAAAUACUCCUUCUUUGGAUUCUGCAGAAUUUUACAACCCCAACACGAAUACCUGGACUAUGGUCACAGCGUUAUUAAAUGUUUCACGAACUUUUUUCGGAGCAGUAGCUAUUGAUAGAUCACGAUAUUUUAAAACUAAGCAUUCAUGAUUAUUUUUGAUUGAAUUUAUAUGAAUAUUGUCUUGUACCUAUUGUAAGAGUAUAUUAUAUUAUUUGUUUUCCUAUUAAAUCAUAAUUGUACAGUUUUCGGUUGAUUCUUUAAAAUGUUUUCACUUCAUCAAUAUUACGAAAAUGUGCUGAGAAUUUUUUAAUAAAAAUAUUUAAAAUAUUUAA